This is a messenger RNA of Odontomachus brunneus, 528 nucleotides long. RefSeq lists its product as uncharacterized. Gene Ontology annotation, molecular function: nucleic acid binding; zinc ion binding. Lineage: Eukaryota; Metazoa; Arthropoda; Insecta; Hymenoptera; Formicidae. The transcript is spliced from 2 exons. Bases 1 to 528 code for a protein of 175 amino acids. The record is from RefSeq and is a predicted model, not a curated record.
AUGCGGCGGGCGAGGGGCCAAAUCGACCUAGGAGAGCUGGGGAUCGGGGACCUCAGGACCAGGAGGGCGGUCACCGGCGCCCUGGUCCUUGAGAUCCCCGGUCCCGAGGGACAUGCCAGGGCGAACACCCUGGCUAACAAAAUGGCGGCCCUCUUCGCCGACAAGGAGGACGUUCGUAUAGCUCGUCCUACGAAGAGGGCCGACAUCCGGGUCCGCGACCUGGACGAUACGGCCACCGUGGAGGACGUCAUCUCCGCGGUGGCGGUCGUCGGGGGCUGCGGGCCCGGUUAUUUGAAGGCCGGGAAGAUCCGCCCUGGACCCGACCGCAUGGGGACCCUCUGGCUGAGAUGCUUGGAGUGGGGCCACGUCAGGGCCUCCUGUAAGAGCAAGGUCGACCGCAGUGGCCUCUGCUACCAUUGCGGUUCGGCCGGCCACAGGGCCGCGGCAUGCGACGCACCGGCGACUUGCCCGGUGUGCCGCGACACAGGGCGGCCCUGUGGUCAUAGGGUAGGAGGCCCCGCUUGCUAA